Molecule: messenger RNA, 6416 nt
Organism: Aplysia californica (California sea hare)
Lineage: Eukaryota; Metazoa; Mollusca; Gastropoda; Aplysiida; Aplysiidae
Product: cysteine-rich with EGF-like domain protein 2-A
Exons: 12
Coding region: 388-1677 (429 amino acids)
Molecular function (GO): calcium ion binding
Source: RefSeq, a predicted model, not a curated record
CCAAUAUUUGAGAAAGGGGAGACAACUUUUAGGCCGGUGUGAAAACAAACCGAAAGACAAGAUUGCAUCCCCAUGUGGUGAUACACCUUGCUCAGGAGAGGUCCCAGCUAUGCAUGAGGAUAUUAGGAAAUUUACUGGUUCAUGACAUAUAACACAAGUGCUGUGCAUCUGAGUGAAUCCAUAUUACAGUGACUCUUGACUGUUUCUAAACGACUUUCAAGUUCUGUGUUGUCAGUCUAAUGUGAUUGGAAAUUCUACAUCAUAUUUGUUACUACUAUUACUAAUAAGGCUGUUUACUCUUGAGCCGUAUUGUCUGGCCGUUUGUUCAUUACUUAUAUAUAAUAUAACAGGAUAAAUAGGGGCUGUUGUGCUUCUUCUGAAAGUUCUAUGAUGAAGAUGAUGACUGUACAUAUCCAGACUGUCUUCAGCCUGCUGUCUGUAUUCUGGCUUCUUUUAAUGGUGGUCCCUUGUCUGGACGCCAAAAAAAAGAUGCCCAAGUGCUCUGUGUGCAAGGAUAUAGUUGGCAACUUUAACAAGGGUCUCUCAGCCACUGCAAAGUCAAACUAUGGUGGUGGAAAUACAAAAUGGGAGGAGAAGUCUUUAGGAUCCUACGCUACCAGUGAAGUUCGCCUCGUGGAAAUUAUAGAGCAUCUAUGUGAUGACGCUGCUAAAGAGUGUCAUUCAGUAUUAGAGGAGCAUGAAGAGAUGAUCGAGAGCUUUUGGUUUAAAAUAUUUGGACAAGGGAAAGACAAGGAUUUGCACCAGUUUCUGUGCAUCGAAAAUAUGAAAGCUUGCUGCCCUAACAACACCUUUGGCAAGGAGUGCGAAGUGUGCCCGGGAGGGGAAAAAACCCCUUGCAGUGGGAACGGAGCUUGUGAUGGAGAAGGUACGAGGGAAGGAACUGGCAAAUGCAAGUGCAAUUCAGGGUAUAGAGGGGAUCUCUGCAACGAGUGCAAGGAUGGCUACUAUGAAGACAGCAAAACUGACACAGCUUCUGUUUGUAAAGUGUGCCAUAUAGCAUGCAAGAACACGUGCUGGGAAGGAGGACCAAAGGGAUGUGAUGAGUGCAAGGAUGGCUGGCUGUCCAAUGAGGAGCUUGGUUGCCAGGAUGUGAAUGAAUGUUCAGAAGAUCCGUGUGAGGAAAAUCAGUAUUGCACCAACACACAGGGAUCCUACACAUGCUUCACGUGUGACGCGUCCUGUGUGGCUUGCACGGGCUCAGGGCCUGCCCGCUGCACAGAGUGUAAUGCAGGGUACACGCUAAAUGAAAACUUACAGAUCUGUGCUGACAUCAAUGAAUGUGAAGCUGAUAGUUCACUGUGCUCGGGAGAGAACCAGGAGUGCAAAAAUCUCCCCGGUAGCCACGAGUGUGUCUGCAAGGCUGGGUACCACAUGAGAGAUGGGUCUUGUCAACGCAAACCCAAAGAAAAAAUUAAAACCUCACAGAGAAUUGAGGAGACAGCCAACUUCGCUGAACAGCUCAAGAAAAGCAUGAACAAGCGCAAUGACAUUGAUUGGACCAAGUUCAAGGACAUUCCAAGUGUCACCGGCCACUUCCUGAUAAUGGCCCUGUAUGGGAUUAGCUGUCGGUUUGCCUCAUCCAAUCUCCUGGCCACUUUGGCUCUGUCGUUGCUUAUGAUUAUUCAUGUCAUCUGGUUUGCAACGAAUUCACGCUGACGUGUCUGUUUUGAACAGAAUGAAAGAAGUGAUCUCGGCUUAUGAAGAUUGAAAUAUUUUGGCAUACUGUGUAGUGUGCUCAGAUAAACAUACAGAAUUUGGGAAUUGAACUUUGGUAGUAUAGGCCCACCAACCAUUCUUACUAUUUCUACACUGCUACAACAAUGAAUGCAUAAUUUAGUACAUUUAGUUUAAAUGAGAAAUGGUUACAAUAAAAUAUUUUGGAAUAACUUUCCAUCUUUCGCUUGUGUUUAAGAUGGAUGCAAACAACGCUUUUGGAGCCCAACGUAUUUUGUAUCAUUUCAUUGUACUUUUCCUGUGUGCAAGUCUGUCACUGGUACAAGCCAAAGUUUUUUCCCAGCGUUUGGCAAAAAGUGUGAACAAAACCAAUAGACUGGACUUUUAUUUCUUUUAGAAAUUGGGAUUGCUACUCAGAGUUAAAUCUGCUCUGUCAGGGUUGUUUUUUUUUCCAAAUGAGCUCCUCUGGACAUGCCAUACUAUCAGAGCAAAACGUUCAGAAAACCACCAUUUUAUAUCUGUAAAGUUUAUGCAGCUACAGAUUUUUAGGCAAAAUUGUAAAAUUAUGCGUAUAUAUAUUUGGCUGUAAUUUUCACACCUUUUAUUCUUUUGCAGCAGUUUGUUCAUUACACUAGAAUUACAAUUGUGUGUAUAAAUCAGUAUCGGCAUAGUGAUCUGGUUUGUUGUGCCUGUCAUGAAUUUCUUUGUGUACACUGUUUUGUAUAAACCGAGUCUGUGAGUGUAAGAGUAAGAGCUUAAUGCUGACUCUGACAGCUCAAAUUCCAUUAGAUGGAUGUGUAUUAGCUGCAUUUCCAUCAACGUCCCCUAUUUGUGGUCAUUUAUCAAGUGUGGUACAUGUUUGAAAAGUUCUAAAAAGAAGUUACAUUUUUGCCAUGUACACAGUUAACAUACUUUUAUAGCUGCCAAUUUCCCAGCGUGUGCUGAUUCUAGAUCUCCCAUUUUUGGAGAAUUAUAUUGUGGUUGGUUUUGAGUACCAUAGUGUAUAUACCUAAAACUGAGAGGAAUGAUAACCAUAUGUACUAAUACCAGUUGCUUUUUUUCUGACUUGCAUAAAAACGUUCUAGAGAAGUUAUAUGUUGUCUUGUGAGCAAUAAACAUACUUUAUGAACAUUAUGGCUGCCAAUUUCCCAGCAUGUGCUGGUUCAAGGUCUCCCAUCUGUGAAGGAUUGUAGUCAGUUUUGAGUCAUGUACUAAGUAGAUCUACUGCCAAUUUCCCAGCAUAUGAUGGUUUUAGAUCUCCCAUAUUUAUGUUGGUUUUGAGUAAUGUAGUUUAUUUAUACCAAAACCCGAGAGGAAUAAUAACCAUAUACAUGUGCUAAUGCCUGUUGUUCCUGACUAGUAGUGGUAGGAUUUUUUGUACCGUAUUGAAACUUUCCAUUUUCCAAAGUCUCCGAACCUACACAUGUACAAUCGGCUUUUUGUGCAUGUUGGUUCUGAGUCCAAGGGAUCUUCCUGCAGCAAAAUGCUGUUUCUACAGUUUUAGUUUGUCUCCAUUUGCAGAACAUGAAUGGUUGGCUUCAACUUUUUGUCCUUCUGUUACCAACCCAUGGUUUUAAAAAAAUGGAAAUUAACGAAAGAAAGUACGUAUGUGUGUGAGUUGAGGAAGAGGAAUGCCUUUUUUUUUUGGUUAUAUAAAUGUGAACAGGCUGAUAAAGGAUUGUACUGUGUUUUUUCUCUUUAUAUAUAUAUAUAUAUAUAUACCAUGUUUUCAGCUGAUUUAGUUGUCCAUUGGGACAAAAAGAACCUUUUUUUUUAUAUGUUUGUGAAAGGGACUUAUGGUACAGUACUUUUGAAGGGUGUUGGCACCAUUUCCUGCUGUGUGCAGUAGUUGCCCUGUAAUUGCUCAGUUUCCAUAGAAAGAUAACAGUUAACAUGUUCCCUGUUUUUCUGUUUUAGUGGCUACAAAGCCAGUGACAGAAUCAUGAUACCACUUGUAAUACCUUUUAAUUGUUUUACUAAUGAACUUUUGAUUUUUUAAUUAACUUUUUUUUACUUGGUGUAUGUGUGUGUGGUGAAUUAUUGAGUAGUGCAAUAAAUAUACCCUUUUUAUAUGACUUUAUCUAUGUGCAUAAACCAAUAGGUCCUGAUGUAAAUGUACAACAGCCUCAGAUGAUUUUUGUCUUUAGACGAAACACUGAAUCAUGGAUAGAAGUCUCCACCAACCCCUGUUCUGUUCGUCUCAGGGAAAAGUGUUUGUGUUCACCUCGUGUUCCUGACACCGACAUUCUGGUCUGUGGGAUGGGUCAGUCACUCCUCUGUUUCAGUCCUUUCGGAGGUGGACGUUAAACUUGGAGGUCCCGUCCCGCCUCUUAAAUAACCUACUAGUGUUGAAAGGGCCGUUAAACCCAUACCGUUUCUUUUUUUACUCCUCUGUUGUGUAAUUAAGAUGCGAUUCAAAAAUGUCCUUAGCAUCAUCGGAAGCACAAUCAAUUUUUUUUAAAGUACAUUGGAUGCUAUUUUUAAGGAAUGAAGUGUCUUGUGUGCAAAGAGUAGGAGUAAAAGUUUCUUAUGGAUGCCUCUAUUUCAACUACUCAGUGUAACGCAAGACUCAGUCAUAUAACUUUUCAAAAUUGCAUAUAUAGCAGAGUCCUACACCAAGCAGUUGAUUUGAGGAAUGAAACAAAUAGUGAGGCAGCGUGGUGAAAUCAGGCGCUCGUCAAUUUUUGGGAAUGUGGAGUUAUUGGUACCAUCUUAAAUUUAUUCUAUUGUCUUGCUUCAGACGGAAAAAAAAUCCAGCUGUCUUUAAUAGAAGUCGAGAUAGAAUCUAUAUAUGCGAGUGAAGAAUGUGGGAGGCGUCUGAUUUCAGAGGUAGAAUUAGCGAGAAAAUGGCUGUCAACGUUAGGUAACUUUCUUAGUUUGAGAGACCUUGGAAACCAAAAGCUUACAUUUUUUAUGCCUUUAAUCAAUGUAUUUCAGUAAAAUCCACACAGAAAUAUGUUUUUAAAUAAAUACAAAAGGUGUUAAACCAUAAGAACAAAAAUUGUAUAAAAAUGCCGUUAUCUUUGAUUACAUAUUUUGACGAGUGCCUGAUUUCACCACGAUGCCUCACAAAUGUCCUCACCAGCUGUCGUAGGGACGUUGAAAUGGAAGCUGAAAGAUAACAGAUGACGGUGAUUUAGGUAGCAGUGCACUAGUUGUACUAUUUUUGCUUACAACAGAACAAGGACUUUUUGUGCCUCUGUCAUUCUGUUGGCUCAUAAGCUUUGUCUGAAUUUGUAGAUUUUUGCUAUCAUGUGUGCAUGUCGCAGUUGACUCCCAGAGACUCCCCCCUCCCCCGUCUGCCCUAGCAAUAAUGAUGAGUGAUACCAUUUUUUAGAUAUACACCAUACACUUUAUUUAUAUAUACUGCAACGUGUUUGAGUGUGUGUCCACUUACUUAUGUACUGUUUGUGUCCUUGAAUGGGCUGUCCGCAUAUUUAUUUGGUGUAAAAUAGCAUUUAAAUUGUAUAUAUAUAGUGGCCUACCCUAUGUUUUGCCUUUGAUGGAGUGGGUUUUUUUAAAAACCUUUGUGUGUUAAAGUACAGUGUAGAAGUGCUGCUCCUUUUCUAUGUGUGCGAUUUGAAAUUGGUUUUGUUUUGAAGUUGUUGGUUUGUUUGUUUCGUUGUUUGUUUGGGGGGGGGGGGGGGAUGGGUCAUUUUACACCAGGUUAUGGGGAUUUUGAAGGUACUUAUUUCCAUGACUUGAUUUGCCACAUGUUGUGUGCUCCAGCUCAAUGAUAAUGCAGAUACUGUGGUAAAUGGUAGUGGUGUUUAUAUGCCCAGAUAGAUAUUUGCGUACAGUGAGGAAGUUUCAGGUCUAUUUUAUUUAUUACAGUGUUGAAAAUUUGUAGCAUUUAUUAUGACUUUAAGAAAUUGUUAAUCCUUCCGUCGUCAUAGGGUAAUAGCCAUUUUUACCCUGGAGCAUUAAAUUGUAUUAUGGUGGGGGGUGAAGGCCCACAGUGUUGGAGGCCUUUGAGACUCACUAUGAGGUUUUUUUCUCUGGGUGCAUGCAUAUACAUUUGAAGCCACCAUUUCUUGCAGUGGCUUAUUUGGGGGAGGGGAUGUCUGUUUUAGAUUUGAAGAAAACAUAAACUUUCCAAGUCUGGAAACCUCAUAAUAAACUGUCUGUCUGCUUUUACACAGAGAGAGAGAGAUAUUAAUUCUUUUUCGUAUACAUGCUAAUGUUGAAUCCAGAAUGCAAAACAUUUCCAUAACACUUUAGAAGCAGGUCAUGACUGAAAGUUAGUGCCACUCCAGGCCCAGGGUGUUAGGGUUUUGCAACAAGCUGCUGAUUUGUUUGUUUGAGUAAAGAGAAGCACGUAGACACAAUAAUGGUCAUUUAGUGCUGGAAAAAACAGACAGACAGACAGAAACAACUGAGGGGAAAAUGAAGAAGUAGGACCUAACAAUGGCGCUUUCCAACCACAACAAGCUUUUGAGUUGAUUUAGUUUCAAGAAGAACAUUUUGAUGUGAUAGUUGUCCUUGUGGUUUCUUUUCCCCACAUUAAUGCUUUUUAUAUACUCAUUUUACAUGGAUUUGAGUAUUACUAUUAGUAUUAAUGUAAUUUAUCUUUUACAUGCAAAUACAAGUUAUUUGUUUUAAUUACUCUGCUAUUUGUCUUAUUUGACUGGCAAAUGUUCCUUCACAAUGAGUUUAUUCCCUGUCACUUCAUGUGCACAAUGACUAUGUACCUAUGUAUAAACUAUUGGUUUUGAAAUCAG